Nerophis lumbriciformis (worm pipefish) is the source of this 783-nucleotide messenger RNA. The record is from RefSeq and is a predicted model, not a curated record. Lineage: Eukaryota; Metazoa; Chordata; Actinopteri; Syngnathiformes; Syngnathidae.
AUGGCCGUUCGAGGCAACUCGCUCAUGCCCUUCUCCAUCCAGGCUAUACUUAACAAGAAGGACGACGACAGGCACUUGCCCGAUCUGGACGUGUGCUUCUCCAAGACGACGUGCUGGAAAAUAUUCGGGGACGUGCGCGCCGCCUCCGGGGAGCCGCCGGAAAAGAGCUACGACUCGGACUCGGGGCUCAGCGAGGACAACGACCCCAAGGCUGCGGGAGUCGUGCAGGGACUGCGGUCGGAGAAAGACGCCGGGGCCGCGUCUGAUGUGCCGGACGAGAGUCCGCAGGAGGAGACGGACCACGAAUCUGCAGCCGCGGACAACAGCAAGAGUGACAGCGAGCUCCAGAACGCUGCGGACUCGAGUUGCACUGCAGACGAGAAGUGCUCCGAGCAGCCCAAGCAGAGAAAGAAGCGCUCCCGGGCGGCCUUCUCCCACGCGCAGGUCUUUGAGCUGGAGCGCCGCUUCAACCACCAGCGGUAUCUGUCCGGGCCCGAGCGCGCCGACCUGGCCGCCUCCCUCAAGCUGACAGAGACUCAGGUUAAGAUCUGGUUCCAGAACCGGCGCUACAAGACCAAGCGUCGGCAGAUGGCCGCCGACCUGAUGGCGUCCACGCCGGCCGCCAAGAAGGUGGCGGUCAAGGUGCUGGUGCGCGACGAUCAGAGACAGUACGGCCCGGGCGAGGUGCUGCGGCCCCCGCUGCUCUCCCUGCAGCCCUCCUACUAUUACCCUUACGCUUACUGCCUCCCCGCGUGGACACUCUCGUGCACGGGAAACCCAUGA